Melampsora larici-populina 98AG31 is the source of this 1331-nucleotide messenger RNA. RefSeq lists its product as uncharacterized. Gene Ontology annotation, cellular component: Arp2/3 protein complex; actin cortical patch. Bases 1 to 1197 code for a protein of 398 amino acids. The record is from RefSeq and is a predicted model, not a curated record. Gene Ontology annotation, molecular function: actin filament binding. Gene Ontology annotation, biological process: Arp2/3 complex-mediated actin nucleation. NCBI's taxonomy places the organism in Eukaryota, Fungi, Basidiomycota, Pucciniomycetes, Pucciniales, Melampsoraceae. The transcript has 10 exons.
AUGGCCAACUUUGAAACACCAUUAGUAGUCGAUAAUGGUACCGGUUUCGUCAAAUGUGGCUUUGCAGGAUCAAAUUUUCCUGCCCAUUCUUUUCCAUCCUUGGUUGGUAGACCGAUCUUACGUACCGAAGAAAGAUCAAGUACCUUGGGAGGAUCUCAACCGGUCACACUAAAUGAAGUUAUGAUAGGAGAUCAAGCAUCAGAACAUCGAAAUUAUUUACAAAUCACACAGCCUAUGGAACAUGGUAUCGUUAAGAAUUGGGAUGAUAUGAUGUUACUUUGGGAUUAUACUUUUCAAGAAAAACUUAAAGUUAAUACUCAAGAUCGUAAAGUUCUUUUGACCGAACCUCCUAUGAAUCCAACUAAAAAUCGUGAAAGGAUGUGUGAAGUGAUGUUUGAGAAUUAUCAAUUUGGUGGAGUUUAUGUGGCAAUUCAAGCGGUUCUUACACUUUAUGCUCAAGGCCUACAGACAGGUGUGGUCGUGGAUUCGGGUGAUGGUGUUACUCACAUCGUUCCGGUCUAUGAUGGUUUCUCACUUCCUCAUCUUACCCGACGGUUGGAUGUGGCAGGCAGAGAUGUAACAAGAUAUCUUAUCAAAUUACUUUUGAUGAGAGGUUAUGCUUUCAAUCGUACUGCUGACUUUGAAACAGUACGUCAAAUCAAAGAAAAAUUGUGCUACGUCUCAUAUGAUCUUGAUCUUGAUAAUAAAUUAUCGGAAGAAACAACUGUCCUGGUUGAAAAUUACACAUUACCGGACGGUAGGGUAAUCAAAGUAGGUCAAGAACGUUUCGGAGCUCCAGAAUGCAUGUUCCAACCUCAUCUUGUCGACGUCGAAUCUGCUGGUGUAGCCGAGCUCUUGUUUAACACGAUACAAACCGCAGCGCUCGAUAUCCGUCCCGAACUCUACAAACACAUUGUCCUCUCGGGUGGAUCUAGCAUGUACCCAGGUUUACCUAGUCGACUUGAGAAAGAGAUGAAACAACUUUAUCUUACUCGAGUUCUAGGAGGUGAUACUGACCGACUAAGCAAAUUCAAAAUCCGUAUUGAAGAUCCUCCACGUCGUAAACAUAUGGUUUUCUUAGGUGGAGCAGUCUUAGCCGAUAUCAUGAAAGAUCGUGAAUCGUUUUGGGUGACACGUCAAGAAUGGGAAGAACAGGGUACACGAGCUUUGGAUAAACUUGGAAGAAGCUCUGGUUGAUUAGAAUUGUAUAUGAUCAUAGAUAGUUAUGAUGUGGAACGAAUCUUUUUUGUGUAAAUCAAUUUGUUUUGAUGAGUUUGAAGUAGUGUGCGUGUGUGUGUGGAUUCAUGAUGAAAUGAUUUAUUUUCCUGGUU